Messenger RNA from Clunio marinus, 5232 nucleotides. The record is from the annotation of a GenBank genome assembly. Lineage: Eukaryota; Metazoa; Arthropoda; Insecta; Diptera; Chironomidae.
AACUGGUCGAAAAAGUGAACGAGAGGUUUCUGAUUAUGGAACUUAAUUCAUUAAUUUCGAAUAAGUUAGUAGUUAUUUCGUAUAAAUAAGUGUGUGAUUAACAUUCUUAUAUUAUACAACCUUUGGAAUAAGGAAAAAAAUUAGAGCGAAGAUAAAAGAAAAGAGAAAGCGAGAAGGAGGGAGAGAGAGAGAGAGAAAACGUGUAAAAAGUGUGAGAGAGAAGGAAGCAGAAAUACUUUUUGUGGAAGAAUCAUAAGGAGAGCAAGGAGAAAACAUCACAGUCGAGAAUACAUUGUUAAUUUUUCUUUCACCGUUCAACAAUUGCAACUUUUCAUAUUCUUUUCUACAAAAAUCAAAUUCACGAACUAUGGCAUCCAAUUCUAAUAAUCACAGAGGUACGAGUGGUGGAAUACAGAUCGGUUCAGCUUGGUUUCAACGGAAAAUCAAUUUAAGACCUCAGCACAGAGGUGUCCAUUUAGUAACAGAAGAAAUUCUUAGACAAAUGCCUGAAAUAGGACAGUUUUCAGUUGGAUUAUGCCAUGUACAAAUACUUCACACAUCUGCCAGUCUAGCAUUAAACGAAAGCUGGGAUCCUGAUGUUAGAGAUGAUAUGGAAAUGAUGCUAAAUAAAAUUGUACCGGAAGGAUUACCUUAUCGCCAUUCAUGUGAAGGACCUGAUGAUAUGCCGGCACAUGUUAAAGCAUGCUUUCUUGGCAGUUCAUUGACAAUCCCAAUCACUGAUGGAAAAUUAUCCCUCGGAACAUGGCAAGGUGUAUGGCUUUGCGAGCAUCGAGAUCAUGCAGGGUCACGAAAGCUUGUGAUAACAUUAUCCGGUUGUCCACGCGAUUCAGCGCGUAGCCCUUUAUCACCAGUAUCACCAAUUGCUAGCACAUCAAGUUAGGGACGGUCACGUUCAGCUCGCGGCGAGAUAAGUCGGUAAUCUCGGGCUGAACGUCAUAGAUAUUUAUUGUGAUGAAUCGCAAAAACAUGUUAUGAUGAUAACAAUACUUAAUGUUAUUAUAUGAAAACCAUCUGGAAUGUCCGCUUAAAAAUGUAGUAGGAAGAAUGAGCAUGCCAUACGGAAACGUAAAAGAUGAAUGCUAAAAUAUAUUCAAAAAAAGUGAAACUAUACACAAUAACAAUAAUUAUUGAUAAAGGUACGGUUAUUAAUGGUGACGACACGGUAAUAAUCAAAACAAUUAAUUAUUUUAAAAUGUAUAAACGAACGUUGGGAUUAUCCGCCGACAUGCAGAUAUUGCCCAACAUCGAUGAAGAUACACAAGUAAACUUAAAACGUAGUUAAAGAACUUUGUAAAAAAAGGAGUUUAGUGUUGACGACAUUCGCAAAUUUUACAGUCAACUUGAAAUAUAAAAGAAACUUUCUUUUUUUUUGUAAUCAAUUCCCAUUAGCAUUAAGCUUAAUAAAAAUGACCUUUUGAAUUUAAAAUCGUUGAAGAAAUUUGACAUUAAACUUUGCAUUUUACUGUCAAAAAUUUAGCAAAAAAAUUUCUCUCUUCAACUGAUAAAAGAGAGAUUCCCUUUUUGAUAAAAAAUGUCGAUGAAAGAGGAAGCUUAUUAUUUUGAACGAUGAAUAUGAUAAAAGUAAUAAAGAUAUUGUUAAGAAAUAUAAAAAAAAGAAGACAUCAGUGAUUAACACUAAAACGGAAUGAAAGACGUGGAGUGGAUGGUUGUAGGGAUACUAUAUGCUUUUGUUUUCUGAAAAAUAAAAUAGAAAUCAACAAAAAUUUUGGAACAAAAAACUUAUUAGCUAGCGUAUUUAUGGAAUGAAUGAUUUCUUCAUAAACUCAUUAAAAGUUGUCUAAUGCCUGAAUUUCGAAGCAUAAGAUAAAAUAAAUAUUAAAUCACAUCAUGAAUUUAUCGUUGAUAGUAAUGAUGACGAUAUGCAAGAAUAAAAAUGAAUAAAUUUUUAAAUAAUGUCUCCUCAAAAGCACAAAUUUGCACGAUAUUUGUUAUUUGGAUUUUUUUUUCUGUGAAGCGUAGGAAAGAACGUACCUGCUUGGGAAUGCCUUCCUUAAUUAUGAUUCUAUUGUCAAAUAUUGAUUGAAAUCUUAAUUUCCUGCUAUUUAUGUAAUUCAUUCAAUUUAAAUCUGAUCUUCUAUGUAAAGUCUCGUCUAUACAAAAUUUCAAAAUGAACGAUACAAAUUUGUAUACGACAUCAAACAAUUAUGAAUGCAUUCUCAUGCAACGCUCAAGCCUAACGCGCAUAAAGCUUUACACUUUCAAAAUAAUAUGAAAAUUCCUUUUCUGUCCAAUUCACUCAAAUAUUAACAGCAUACAUAAAAGUGUCGAUGAAUUUAUUUACUAUAAAGGAACGUUAUCGACUGAUGCGGUUUGAGAAUGAAGUAAUUAAGAAAAAGUCCAUCAAUGUAUUCGUUACUCAAUAGUGUUUUUCAAAGUGAAAAUUUAUACUCAUUUUGUAUUUGUGACGACAAAAAUGAUCCUAUUUUCUAUAAAUGAAAUAAAAAGGAACAUUAAUCGUAUGAGUAAUAUCUAACUUUUAACGAAAAGGAAUAUUUUUGUAUAUAAAGCAAAUAUGAAACAAAUAAAGAAACUAUUCACGUAGAUUAUAUUUAUUUCAAGAACGACAGUUAUUGUUUUAAAAUCACAAGAAAUAUUAUUUUUAUUGCUUUUUCUUUCAAAUCAAAGGUAAAAUUAAAAAAAUAUAUAUAAAAAAUAGACGAAGAGAGUAGAAUAGACGCUUCAAGAAAAGUAUUAAUCGCUGAAGAAAUCUAUGAUUCAGAUUUAGUGAAAAUCAGUGAAAAAUACAGUGAAAAACUAUAAUAAUUUAGAAAAGCUAUUUAAGUCCAGCCAGAUAGUAGCAAAUACAAUGAACAUCGAUUUUCCUAAUAUUUGUCUAGUUAAAGCUUCAACUUUUUUGAAAUGUCCGUUUAACUUAAUAGGUUCUCACUUUGAUUUAAUCUUCAUCCUAUACUCAUAAUUUAUACAUUAAAACUGUGGAUAAUUGAAUUUAAUAUAAAAAUUUAGGAGUGAAUUUUUUAAAAGCACUGAAAGCUAAACGAUAAUUCAAUUCGAGUAUUAAUUAUAUUGCGUGAUUUAUAAGAUUGAUAAAGAAAUAUACUUAUAAUUAAUAUUUCUCAAGUUCCACAAAUCAUUAAAUGUUUUUAUAUUUUGAUCCAUAACGCUAAAAAUAUCUGUUAAAAGUUUACUCUCAUUGUUUAUGUUUAGUUUAGAAUUUGACCAAACUUUCAAAACAAAUUUUAAAAAGCUUCUUUUUUUUCAUUCGAAAUUUUAUAACGCUUUUGCUGCUCAUAAAUCUUCUCAUCGAAAAGAAAUCCACUGCGGUUAGCGAAAAUUUAAUGAAAUAAAUUUACACCAUGCACUGCCACAAAAAUUUAUAAAAGUAAAUGUUCUUUUUUAAAUAUCUAAUGCAUUGAUGAUGGUUAAACAAUUGAGAAAAAAAUUUAGGUGGUUAAUUAAAAAUGCAAAAAGAUAAAGGCAUAUGCAAUUCAUUUGAUGACAAACGAAUUAAAAACCCCGGAUGAAUAAGUUAUAAAUACAAAGAAUUGACAAUAUGUACAUAAAUAACAAAUAACAUUUUUCUUGUAUGCUGAACCAUUCUAAAUAUUUUGUUUAACAUAAAUUUUGAUAUUACUCACGAAUUAUUAUUGUCCUAAAGAUAAUUACAGCAACAUACGAGCAAGUCUCUUCUUAUAGACAUUUUUAAUCAGUCUCUUAUUUAAUAUUUCUUAUAGAAUCUUGAUGCAAUUCUUAUUUGGAAAGGUAUGUUGUUGAGCUAUGAUUUUUAAUGAAUUAUUUUUGUCGACAUCAGAUUGUUAUUUAAUUUUUAAGCAUUAAAAUUCAUACAUAGGCAGAUUCAUACUUGAUAAGUAUCUGUGUAGAAUUAAAAACCAUGAUGACGAUAAAAUCUAUAACGAUAUAAAGAAAUCAAGUAAAAAUUCUGUUAAGUUGAACGUGUUAAGUUUACAUGAAUUUCGUUUCAAAAUCAUGUCGUUUGAUGGUCACAAAAUUUUUUCCGUAAAUAAUAAAAACUAAAAUGAGAAAAAUGAAAAAAAAAAUUAAAUCACUUAUUUGCCUUUAAAAAAUUAUGUAUGAUCAAUAACCAAUUAUGAUCAAUAGCAAUACAAAAAUAAUAAUAAAAAUAAUUAUUAAAUAUUCAUGAACGUUUGCUUAAGUUGAAAAAAAGUUCUGUUGAAAUUUUUAUUAUCCUUUCAUUCAUGAAACGCUUAGAACAACAGAAAAAUUCAAUAUUGAAUUGGACUAGAAGCACAUGCAUAAAAGUCCUGUGAAAUACAUCUACUUAUUGAUUGUGUAGUUAAGAAAAGCUAAAUUAAUCAUGAUAUAAACAAAGAUAAAUUUUUCGAAGAAAAAGCUUUUGAGGGAGCUUUUUUAUCAUAAAUUCUCUAUAUGUUAAGACAAAUUAAAAAUUUAAUGAAAUGCUCCCUUAAUUAUAGUUUUUUUUCUUUUGAGUUCUGUUUAUUUCUUUUCAUUUCACACAAAAUUAUCUUUGAAGUAAAUUAUUAAUUUUCUUGAUCUUAUAGAAAAAAUUCUGAUGAGAAUUAACAACAUUAAAAUGUUUAUAAAGAAAACUAUAAAAUAAAAUCAAGGUUUCUUUAAGCAAAUGUAAAUUGUAGAAAAAUAAAACACUUCUGUUCAAUUGCAAUAGGUAAAAGAUCAGAAUAGAAUUUAUUAAAGCAAAGAAUAAACUCUUGAAACCAUCAAUUAGGGAUAUAGUUUUUGAUUACAAUGAAAAUGUAAGUUUGUCACAAAUUAAUUGUUAAACAAAGAAAUUAAAGGAAAACAUAUUUUUUAAAAACCAAAGUCAUAAAUCUUGCUGCCAUUAAAGAUAAAGAAAAUAUCUAUGAGAGUUAGAAAUUAUGAUAGAAAUGAAACAGUCUUGAUUAAAGUCAGAUUAAUAGGUUAAUUUCUAAUUGAGUUACACGAAUACACAUUUAAAAGCACUCAAAAGAUUUCUUUAAUGAAAACUUCUGUUGUGAAGUUGUAAAGAAAAUAAAAUUAUACAGAAUAAACUAUGAAGGAAUGAAAAGGAAAAAUAUAUUGAAAUUAUUAUUAAAGAGAUAAAGAGAAUAUAAGAAAAGAAUAUCGAACAAAAACUUUUAGAAUAUGAAAUAAAAUCCAAAUUUGUCAGAUUUCACAAUGAACGUGUGUAGGAGGAAGAACUAAACAAAUGAAAAAAACUUUAUGAAGGCAAAAAUAAAAUAAUACCUAAUU